Rhodotorula toruloides NP11 is the source of this 1638-nucleotide messenger RNA. Its product is annotated as delta-9 fatty acid desaturase. Gene Ontology annotation, cellular component: endoplasmic reticulum membrane. The coding region runs from base 1 to 1638 and encodes 545 amino acids. NCBI's taxonomy places the organism in Eukaryota, Fungi, Basidiomycota, Microbotryomycetes, Sporidiobolales, Sporidiobolaceae. The transcript is spliced from 7 exons. Gene Ontology annotation, molecular function: stearoyl-CoA 9-desaturase activity; iron ion binding. Gene Ontology annotation, biological process: unsaturated fatty acid biosynthetic process. The record is from RefSeq and is a predicted model, not a curated record.
AUGACUGCCUCUUCGGCACUCGAGACCUCGCUCCCGCACUCUGUCGGGCCCGAGGCUGCGACCACCACAGCAAAGCCGCCCCGUGCGCCGCUCAGGAUGCGUCACCCCGACUACACUCAGACCGACGUCCUCGAUUCGUCGGACUCGGAUGCAGCGUCGGAUUCUGAGGGCGAGACGACGGCGGUCGACGAUGGGACCUACGAGGACGACAACUACGUCCGCAAGGUCCUCAGCAAGGAGAAGCCGCUCCCGCCCAUCACCUGGAAGAACAUCCACCGCAACAUCCAGUGGAUCUCGACCCUCGCCCUCACCAUCGUGCCCCUCCUCGCCAUCUACGGAGCGUUCACGACGCCCUUGAAGUGGCAGACGGCGGUCUGGAGUGUCGUCUACUACUACUACACCGGACUUGGUAUCACGGCAGGCUACCACAGGCUGUGGGCCCACAGGUCCUACACCGCCUCUCUGCCUCUCCAGUACUUCUUGGCACUUGGAGGAAGCGGCGCAGUCGAGGGGAGCGUGAAAUGGUGGUCUAGGGGACACCGCGCACACCAUCGCUACACCGACACAGACCUCGACCCGUAUUCGGCGCAGAAGGGCUUCUGGUGGGCUCACCUUGGCUGGAUGAUCGUCAAGCCGCGCCGUCGUCCCGGUGUCGCCGACGUUUCCGACCUCAACAACAACCCGGUCGUCAAGUGGCAGCACCGCUACUAUCUCCCGCUCAUCCUCGGCAUGGGCUUCGUCUUCCCUACCAUCGUCGCUGGACUCGGCUGGGGCGACUUCCGCGGCGGAUUCUUCUUCGCCGGCGCCGCUCGCCUCCUCUUCGUCCACCACUCGACGUUCUGCGUCAACUCGCUUGCGCACUGGCUGGGCGAGACGCCCUUCGACGACAAGCACACGCCGAAGGAUCACUGGCUCACGGCGCUCGCGACUGUCGGUGAGGGCUACCACAACUUCCACCACGAGUUCCCCUCCGACUACCGCAACGCACUUCGAUGGUGGCAGUACGACCCGACUAAGCUCUUCAUCUGGACGAUGUCGAAGCUCGGAUUGGCGUCGCAGCUCAAGACGUUCCCCGACAACGAGAUCAAGAAGGGCCAGUACGCGAUGACGCUCAAGGCUGUCGCGCGCGAGGCCGAGAACAUCGAGUGGCCCAAGUCGUCGAACCAUUUGCCUGUGCUCACUUGGGACGAGUUCCAGGACGCCUGCAAGACCCGUCAGCUCCUUGUUGUCGCCGGUUUCAUCCACGAUGUCAGCACGUUCAUCGACCAGCACCCCGGCGGUGCCGGCUUGAUCAAGACUCGUCUCGGUCGCGACGCGACGACUGCCUUCUACGGUGGCUACUACGACCACUCGAACGGCGCAGCCAACCUGCUCGCCCAGUACCGUGUCGGUGUCAUCGAAGGCGGCUACGAGGUCGAGCACAUGAAGAAGUAUUCGGAGGUCGUCGAGAACCUCAAGAAGCACGGCGCCGAUGGCGUGGCCGGCAAGAGCGCCGACCUCGUCAAGGGCCCGAAGCAGACGUCGGUCAUCAAGGGCGACCCUCAGCUGAAGAGCGCGCCGCUCGAGACGCUCGCCAAGCCGCCCACCUUCAGCGAAACCAACCUCUUGGGCGGUCUCAGCCUGAAGGUCAAGGCGUAA